AUGGAGAACUCUAGUAAACUAUUAAGCCAUAACGAUGAGAUAUAUGACGAUGAGGAUGAGUUCUAUAUAGAUUACAGCAGUAUUGAUAACCCUAAGGCUUCCUAUAGAAAGUAUGAGUCCCAUGAGGGGUAUAUGUUCUGUAUAGAGCUUUCGGAACACAUGUUUAGUGAAAUUUCUCAACUUAAUUAUAAAGUUCAAUUAAUCGAGGUGCUCGAAUCGUUAAUGGAAUUGAUGUCGCAAUUGGUUAUCACUAGACCAAGCACUGGUGUGGGAUGUUUCUUCUUCAAUUGUGAUAACAAAGAGAGUAAAAAAAGAAUUUAUGAAUUUUUGCCCUUAAGAGAUAUUAAUGUAAGUGAUAUGAAGAAAUUGCAUGAUCUACUGGAUGAUGUAAAAGAAGAGAGAUUGUCGAUUCGAGAUGCUUUCAAAUUUGAUGAAAUAAAUGAUAAAGGGAAUAGUUUAGAGAGCUUAUUCUUGCUGAUACAGGAUCGGUUUUCGAAUAACAUUCCAGGUCAAAAAAUAUAUACAAAUAAGAAAGUUUUCUUAUUCACAGACAAUGAUAAACCAAAAGAAUCUAAUGAUAAGGAAAAAACAAUACGAUUAAGAAGAUUGUUUGACGACAUCAGUGACAACUACAUUCAGUUCGUCACUUUUUUUAUUAAUAAAAUCGACAGCUCGGAUAAUUUUGAUGAUAGCUUCUAUUCUGAUAUAUUAAAGUUAAGGAAUAGUAAUUCCAUUGAAUUCGAUGGCCCAAGUACAAAACCAAUUUCAGUUGCAUAUAUUAAAAACAAAGUAUUAAGGAAAAAAGAAAUCAAAAGAAUCAUGUUUCAAUGUCCAUUGAUAUUAAAUGCAGAUUCGGAUUUUCAAGUUAAUGUUAAAGGCUAUACUAUUAUAAGCCAUGAAAAACCUGGAAGUAGAUAUAAAUUGGUUUAUGAGCAUGAAAAUAUUAGAAGAGAGGCUUUUUCGAAAAGAAAACUCUUAAAUGGAAAGACAGGAACGGUAGUUACAAAAGAUGAUACAGAAAAGAUUUUUCAGUUGGGGAAUUUUAGCAUUAACUCAUUUGAAAAUGAAUUUGAAAAAGGAAAUGAUAAUCCCCUACCACAAGAACCAUUCCUGAAAUUAAUCGGUUUUAGAUCUCCUGAAAACUCUUUACAUCUUUUUAAUAACAUAGGAAAAGCCCUUUUUAUAGUACCAGAUGAAUCACGUUGCGUAGGCUCUAUCAGAACACUUUCUUCCAUGUACAGAACUAUGAGAACUAAAAAUAGGAAUGCUAUAGUAUGGGGAAAGUUAAAAUCUAAUUCAAAUCCGAAUAUAUGGAUACUAUCGCCCUCUGAUCCAACAAAAGAUCAAAACGAAGGUUUCUAUCUAUAUAAGGUUCCAUUUUUAGAUGAAAUAAGGAAGAUUCCUUCCCAAUAUACUCACUUUCCUUCCGAUGAAUUAAUUAGAAACAAAGAUUAUGAAAAUCUCAAAAGAGUUACUCGCAAUAUAUUGGGUUAUUUUAACCUGACAAAUGGUUAUUCUCCACUAGAGUUCAAGAACCCACUUUUACAAAAAUAUUAUAAAUUGCUACAUGACUAUCUACUUCAAGUAGAAACUGUUCCAGAAACUGAAAUGUCAAAGGAACAAUUGAAACAAAAAAUUUUGGAAGAAGAUGAUACAAUUCGCAAAACAUUCAGCAUUAGAGAUAAAAUAAUAAAGUCUGCUAGCUCUACAGAAAGUCAUAAACAGAGAUUGAGUGCCAAUUUUAACAUCUGGAAUGAUAUAUAUUCAAAACUUGAAGGUAACGAGAUAGCAGUGAAAGAAAUGAAACCUAAAAAACAGAAAAAUUAA
Messenger RNA from Tetrapisispora phaffii CBS 4417, 1827 nucleotides. RefSeq names its product ATP-dependent DNA helicase YKU70 (gene YKU70). The transcript has a single exon. Gene Ontology annotation, cellular component: nucleus; Ku70:Ku80 complex. Gene Ontology annotation, biological process: cellular response to gamma radiation; telomere maintenance; double-strand break repair via nonhomologous end joining. Gene Ontology annotation, molecular function: damaged DNA binding; telomeric repeat DNA binding; DNA helicase activity. The coding region runs from base 1 to 1827 and encodes 608 amino acids. NCBI's taxonomy places the organism in Eukaryota, Fungi, Ascomycota, Saccharomycetes, Saccharomycetales, Saccharomycetaceae. The record is from RefSeq and is a predicted model, not a curated record.